Messenger RNA from Moneuplotes crassus, 1076 nucleotides. The record is from the annotation of a GenBank genome assembly. Lineage: Eukaryota; Ciliophora; Spirotrichea; Euplotida; Euplotidae.
AUGUCAGGUGUUGAUCUCGCAGCGAUCCAGAAGCAAGUAGAGUACUACUUCUCUGAUAAGAACUUGAAGAAGGACAGAUUCUUCCACUCCAAAAUCUCUGCUGAUAAGGAAGGAUGGGUGGAUAUUUCAUUCAUCAUGAACUGUAACAAAGUAAAGCAGUUGACGACCAAUCAGGAAGAUGUCGUCGAAGCUAUUAAGGACUCUACUGAAGUAGAAUUUGAUACAGGAGGAGUUAGAAGAAGAGGAAACAAAGCUCUUCCUGAAUUAGUCGAGGAGAAGAAGGAAGAGGAGAAAGUUGAGCAGCAAGAUGAUGGUGUUAUUACUGAGAGAGACUUUAAAAAUCCUAAGAUUGUGUCCUUUAAAGUUACAUCAAAGAGUGAGGAAAAUAAAGAUGAACCAUCCUGGAGAGACUUAGAGAACCAUCUUGAGGAAUCUUUCCCAACUCUCAAAUUUCUUUACUCCAGGCAAAAGGAAUUUGUUGGGCAACUUGCCAUCUCAAGUAACAGAACUGAUACUGCAGCUCUUAGCAAGCUUAUGAAGGAUACUAUCACCAUUGCUGAUUUCGACUACCUCUUCGAAGAGCCUAAUGACGAAGAUCUUAAAGAGUUCUGGGAGAAUCACGGUUCUCACUACGAGAUGUGCCAAAAGCAAAAACUCAGAAAAAUGAGGAAGAGAAAGAGAGAAGAGAAGGCAGCUAAUGGCGACAAGGAUGGAUCCAAGAAGCAGAAGGUUGAAGAUGAUAAACAAUACACCAUUGCUGGAACCACUUAUAUGAACAUCAACAAAGUUAAAUCUAAGGCUAAGACCAUCAUGAACAUAAAGGAUGAUGGCCAAAAGUUGGAAGGAUACGAAGAGGAGUUCUUAAAAGAGAUUAUCAAACAUCAUGAAAAACACGAUGAAAAGAUGAAGGACUUCAGCCAUUUCAUUGUUGAUGAACAUCCAAGCUACAGAAAUACUAGAUGUUUCUUCGUAGUCAGGGCCGAUGGUACCAAAGAAGACUUUUCCAUGAGUAAAUGUAUAAAGAAGAUGGAAGAGACUGAGUAAUUUACAUAAGACAUCUUAUUGACUCAACUAUA